Molecule: messenger RNA, 1182 nt
Organism: Rotaria sp. Silwood2
Lineage: Eukaryota; Metazoa; Rotifera; Eurotatoria; Philodinida; Philodinidae
Source: the annotation of a GenBank genome assembly
AUGAAGAAGGAUGCCGUCCUAUCUCACUUUACUCUUCGAUCUGACGGUAAAUACAACUGCAAUACUUGUCAUCAGUCUAUAUUGAAACGUGUACCAGCUGUUGCUUUUACUGCAGACAUCUGGAAGAGUGGUGCCAGAAAAUAUUACAUUUCUUUAACUGCUCAUAUGUUUGAUGAAGAAUUUACAGUUGCACCACUCGUGUUAUCUCUACGACAACUUACUGAACGUCAUCUCGCCGUCAAUAUUCAAUCGUUUCUUAUGUUUGAACUUGAUGAAAAAUUUCAAAUUAGGCCUGAACAACGAGCUGGAAUAACAACCGAUUGUGCACGUGAAAUGGUUGCAGCAACAUCACAUGGUUUAUUCGGUCCAAGACACGCUUGUAUAGCACACGUGUGGAACAAUGUUGUCAUAAAUGGUCUUUCCUUAUGGUCACCACCAAACGUUGAAAAAUUUCCAAUUGAUGAAGCGUCCAUCAUCAACAAUGAAUCGAUUCAUAGUAUUGGUGGUGACGAGGAUGAUUUAUUGGACGACGAAGACCAAUAUGCACAACAAUUGAACGAUGAAGAAACACAAGAAAAUAUUCAUUUGGCUUCAUCUCAACAUGAUCAAAUUCAACCAACCGGAUCCACAGUUGUGGUGCUCAACAAGAAAAUAAGUCGACCAUUUCAAGAUGAAUUCUUAAGUGAAGAUGAUGAACCAGUUAUGAUUCAACCAGAAACUCGACUAAUUACUCUUGUUGGUCUUCUUGAACGUGUUUUCAAUUUUCUUAGCCGAUGCCGUCAACUGAUACAAGACAUGCGUAAUAUUGGUGUUGUUCAAACAUACAUAUCGAUGGAAAUUGGGAACGGACGUGGUUUUACAGUUGAUAUGGUCAUUGCAGCAUUUCUUGAUCCAGAAACACAUAACGAUAUGAACGAAAAUAAUUUUGCUAAAGCAAUGGAAAUCGUCAAACAAAAGAUCGGUAAAAUAUCGACAACUACAUCAACAACAGCAAGUACUGUAUCUCGUUCAUCACCAGCAUCUUAUUCAGUUCUCUCAAAAAAAGAUACUGCCAAACAGUUGAUGAAUCGAUUAGCUGGAAUUAAUACGAACCAAACGAAUGUCAGAUCAAUGAGUGCUGAUGUUGAAAUUUCUUUAUUCUCAAAUGCAAUCAAAACAAAACAAACUUUCAAGGAAUUUUGA